CAGCUGUCACUGUCACGAAUGUGGUCACGAAAGAGCGAUUUAUUAAAUUUGUAUUUUCCAAGUUAUUUACACAAAUAAAGAAUAUUUGAAAACAAAAGUAAUGUUUACUACAAGGCUUAUUCCAACACUCAAGCCAUAUUCCCUUCAAAAGGUUAACUAUGUAACAAAAGCGGCCAAGCCGGAGAUUCCGAAGAAUCCGCUUCGCGAUGUUUACUCGGCGUCGAGCCAGUCGAGCAACGGCAUCGUGUAUGACCGGAAGCCGUUCAAGGUGACUCUGGAGGCCGGCAAGACCUACAGCUGGUGCCUGUGCGGCCGCUCCAAAAACAAUCCGCUCUGUGAUGGCACACAUAAAGAUAUCUACCUCAAAGUCACGCAAAGACCAAUUAGAUUCACUGUGGAGAAGACAAAAGAGUACUGGCUGUGCAACUGCAAGCAAACCAAGAACAGGCCCUUCUGUGACGGCACACACAAGUCCAAAGAGGUGCAGGAAGCCACCAAUGUCAAAGUGGGCUAGCAUGCAUUGCAUAAUUUAGUAGAAUUUCUUUUAAGACCUAAUGUAUUAAAAGAUCAUCCUAGUGCUUAAUUUAUAAAAUAGAUAGAAUAUUGUGAAGAUUGUUAUUAUAUUGUUAAACAUACA
Ostrinia nubilalis (European corn borer) is the source of this 637-nucleotide messenger RNA. Its product is annotated as CDGSH iron-sulfur domain-containing protein 3, mitochondrial. Gene Ontology annotation, cellular component: mitochondrion. Bases 101 to 514 code for a protein of 137 amino acids. The transcript has 3 exons. The record is from RefSeq and is a predicted model, not a curated record. Gene Ontology annotation, molecular function: 2 iron, 2 sulfur cluster binding. NCBI's taxonomy places the organism in Eukaryota, Metazoa, Arthropoda, Insecta, Lepidoptera, Crambidae.